AUGGCACCUCGAUACGCCGUGUUAGACUCUGAAGACGAUUCCGACUCAAAUCAAUCAGCGGCACCUUCAAUACCCUCCGAUGAAGCUCUCGAAAAAGCCCUACGCGACGCGGUCGCCAAGAUCUACCAGUCAGGGAAAAUGGAGGAAUUGACUGUCAAGAGAGUGCGAUUGGCGGCGGAGAGAGCACUUGGGUUAGAGGAAGGGUUCUUCAAGGCAGAUGAUGUGUGGAAAUUGAAAAGUGAACAGGUUAUCAAGGACGAAGUGGAGGUGCAAGAUAGGCUCGCACAAGAACCAGCACAGGAAGAAGAUGAAGAAGUAGAAGAAGACGAACAAGAUAUUCCCUCGCCUCCCCCGAAGACCGCGAAACCUACCAAACGCACAAAAUCUACAAUUACCUCAAAGUCAAGAAAACGCAGAAAGACAGAAUCUCCGGAGCCCAAAGUCGCAGAUGACGAGGACACCGGUGCGCUCAGCGACAGCGAGGACGAGGUCAAGAAACCUACCGGGAGACAGUCAAAAACAAGAUCAGAACGCGCAUCAGCCGAGUCUGAUGCAACGAAAGAAGCCACCGAUGCUGAGAAGGUCGAUUCGGAGAGUGAAAUGUCAGUCGUCCUAGAUGAGGAACCUAAACCCAGCCGCAAACGAGGGAAAAGCGCAGAGAGCACGUCGCAAAAAGGAAAAAAGAAGGCCUCCGCCAAGGCACAGGACGCUGGUCUUGAUCCCAAUGAAGCCGAAAUCAAGCGAUUGCAAGGAUGGCUUGUCAAAUGUGGUAUUCGCAAGGUGUGGUCUCGAGAGCUGGCUCCGUAUGAUACACCAAAAGCGAAGAUCAAGCAUCUCAAGGACAUGUUGAAGGAUGCGGGAAUGGACGGGCGCUACUCAAUAGAGAAGGCCAAACAAAUCAAAGAGAAACGAGAGUUUGAAGCCGACCUCGCCAUGAUCAAAGAGGGUGAAAAGCAGUGGGGCCGGGGAAGCGUGGAGGAGGAAAGUGACAGCAAUCGACCUCGACGGAGACUCAAUCGGGGUCGACAGACUCUGGCCUUCUUAGAAAGCGACGGGGAGGAGACCGAUUGA
Molecule: messenger RNA, 1071 nt
Organism: Aspergillus thermomutatus
Lineage: Eukaryota; Fungi; Ascomycota; Eurotiomycetes; Eurotiales; Aspergillaceae
Product: putative transcriptional regulator
Exons: 2
Coding region: 1-1071 (356 amino acids)
Cellular component (GO): nucleus
Source: RefSeq, a predicted model, not a curated record